UUCAUGGGCUAAAGCUAGCCAAGGAGAUUGGCGUGCGUCGCAUACUCUGCUUCGGCGACUCCGACUUGGUCAUACAGCAAGCAUCUGGCGACUGGGACGCGAAGGACGCCAACAUGGCCUCAUACCGCUUCCAUGUCCAGCAGCUAUCCGGCUUCUUCGACGGCUGCGAAUUCCACCAUGUGCCACGAGCAAGCAACGAGGCGGCUGACGCCUUGUCCAAGAUUGGCUCAACCCGGCAAGCCAUUCCGCCGGGCAUCGCCUUGGCGGUUCUCAAGAAGCCGUCCAUCAUACCGUCACCGGAUUCGGAUUCAAUAUUCGUGCCGGCUGACCCGGGGGCUGCUCAGCCGAACUCGGGGGCUUCAUCGCCCAAGUCGGGGGCUAACAAGCCAAACCCGCCGGCUACCAUGCCGAACCCGGGGACCUCUCAGUCCAACCCGGGGGCUUCAUCGCCAAACUCGGGGGCUAGCAAGCCGAACCCGCCGGCUAGCAAGCCGAACCCGGCGACCAUGCAGUCGAAUCCGGAAGCUCCCACGCAGGAGGCCCUGUUGGUCAGCGUAUUCGAGAUAAGAUGCGUACCUUCAUGGGCACAAGAGUUCCUCUCCUACCUCACCGACGGUGUGCUGCCUGACGAUAGAGUCCAGGCCAGGCAGAUUGAGAGAAGGGCCAAGGCCUAUACAAUCAUCAACCACCAGCUGUACAAACGCAGCGUAAGUGGGGUGUUCCAGCGGUGCGUCGAGCCGGCUGAAGGGAUUGAACUCCUACGGGAAAUCCACCAAGGAGAGUGCGGACAUCACGCCUCAUCCAGAGCCAUAGUGGCCAAAGCCUUCCGGCACGGCUUCUAUUGGCCGACUGCGCUCAGAGACGCAGAAGAGUUGGUGAAGAAGUGCAACGGCUGUCAGCGCUUCGCAAAGAAGAGACACCAGCCGGCUUCCGCCUUGAAGACCAUCCCCAUCACAUGGCCAUUUGCCGUAUGGGGC
This is a messenger RNA of Lolium perenne, 977 nucleotides long. Lineage: Eukaryota; Viridiplantae; Streptophyta; Magnoliopsida; Poales; Poaceae. The record is from RefSeq and is a predicted model, not a curated record.